Molecule: messenger RNA, 1151 nt
Organism: Alosa sapidissima (American shad)
Lineage: Eukaryota; Metazoa; Chordata; Actinopteri; Clupeiformes; Clupeidae
Product: UAP56-interacting factor
Exons: 10
Coding region: 207-1151 (314 amino acids)
Biological process (GO): mRNA export from nucleus
Molecular function (GO): mRNA binding
Source: RefSeq, a predicted model, not a curated record
UCAGCGCGAGCGCGUUAGUUCUGCCAGCUGUCCCACAUCUCAAGUCGCCGACCGCACCAGGGGGCUUUCGAAUUAGUCGAUAGGUUGUCAAUAUAGGCCUCCAGGAAGCAUACGGAAUAAAACUACCCUUUACAUUUUCCAUCGGAGAGGAAAAGUUUUGUCCCCGCGGAGAUAGUGACAUUGGCACUGCCAGUCCCAAGACGAGAAUGGGCGACGCGAAUGAAAACCAGACUGAGCCAGAGCCCAUGCCGAUGGAGGAACCAGACUCUCGAGACUCUGAGAAAAUUGACUUGUCACUAGAUGAAAUCAUCAAAAGGAACAAGAAAGAACAGCGAGAAAAUAAUAAGGCUACAAGGGCCAAAAAUAAACGGCUGGCAAACAGAAACAAUGUUCUUACGAAAUUAAACAAAGUUGGUCAGCAAUCAGGUGCCUAUCAAUUCCAAGGACCCUACAGGUCUGGGUUCACAGGGACAACUUUCCGAGGCUUCUACAGGAGGAGAGGAUUUGGUUUUAGCAGAGGAGCCUUUCGUGGGACAGGAAUAAGCCCACUGAACAGAACUGCUCUGAAUGACAAGGCUGCUGGACAGUUUGAUCAGACAAAAUCUGCAUUCAGGGGUGCUUUUUCUCGACCAUAUCGUGGACGAGGACAAGCUUUAGGAAGGGGAAGGAAUACGGCACAGUUCCAGGCAAACACCAAUGGGAGGGGAGGCAGGCCCUUUGUCUUGAAUAGAGCAUUCCCCACUGCCAGAGGAAGAGGAAAACUGGAGCGAUUUCAGAAAGUCAGAGGCUGGAAUAGAGCGCCCUCUGGUGGCUCCCUGUUGACUGUGUCACUACCCAACUCAAAAGCUGCCAGCGAACCCAGAGUGCGAUCAAACGCAGAGGGGUCAUCAGAGACUGGCGGUCCUUACCCCCAGCCCAAAGGCAUUCCUCUCCACUUCAACUUCAAGGCAAUGUCCAAUCAGACGGCUGUGACUCUGAACGACCGAUUCACCACCCUGAAUAUCUGGAGUCGAGGCCAAAGGCCAUGGAGAGGUGACGCCAGAGGAAGGGGUCGUGGACGAGGAGGAAGAGGAGAAAGAGGACAAAGAGGAAGAGGAGGGGCAGUCAGUAGAGGAGGGGGAAUUGGAAGAGGAAGGGGGGUUGGAGGAUAG